Staurois parvus is the source of this 320-nucleotide messenger RNA. Lineage: Eukaryota; Metazoa; Chordata; Amphibia; Anura; Ranidae. The record is from the annotation of a GenBank genome assembly.
GGUCAGAGACUGCAGGCAUACUACAGGAGAUGGUCAGAGAUUGCAGACAUGCUACAGGAGACAGUCAGAAACUGCAGACAUACUACAGGAGACAGCCAGAGACUGUGGACAUACUACAGGAGAUGGUCAGAGACUGCAGAUAUACUACAGGAGAUGGUCUGAGACUGCAGACAUACUACAGGAGACAGCCAGGGACUGUGGACAUACUACAGGAGAUGGUCAGAGACUGCAGACAUACUACAGGAGAUGGUCAGAGACUGCAUACAUACUACAGGAGAUGGUCAGAGAAUGCAUACAUACUACAGGAGACAGCCAGAGAC